GAAAAUUUCCUCCAAAAGUGAUGCAGAGAAACUAAUGCAAGAGAAAACGCAAGAGCGUGUGAUGUCACAAAGAUUAUUACAAGUGGCAGAAUCAAGUACGAAUCUCUGGAGAAUGGUACUGAAAAAAUCGCUCAAGUGGAUUUGUGUGCUGAGCCUAUUGUUUAACAACUUAAACCAAGGACAAGGUACCAUAUGACAGCAUUAAAAACUUUAAUUGCCAAGAAUUAUUUUGAAGAUGAUGCUGUGGAACAAGUAAAUGAAAUUGUAACUUCAUUGGAGAGGCAAAAAAACAAGUAACAAGUCAAAAGCGAAAAACAACAGUUGUGGGGAAAAAACAAUCUACAGUUGAUUUUUUUGUUAAAAAUAAUUGGAAACAUCUCCUCAGUCUGACUCUAUGUCAUCAGAAUCUGACUCUGAGGAAGUGCAAUGUGGAUAUUUAAAAAUGAAUGGCUGUAGAUGUGACUUACAAAAUAUUAAAGGUAGGUUACAGUCGCAUCUGCGCAUGUGCUGGACUUUUGUUUAUGUGGGGACACACAGGAAGUUGUCAUCCUCUGUUUGUGCUCGGUCCAGUCUCAUUUCUGGCAAUAACACGCGCGUUGUUUUUAUCGCAAUUGAAUUUAAUGCCCAAGGAGCGAAGAAGUUUCCAAAAUAUUUUGAGCUUUUUUGAGCGACAGUCCGUCAAAUAACGAGUUAUUGAGGCAACAUGACGAGUAGGAAAGGAUACUACGCUAACAGGGAUGCUUCGAAAGUGUAUCAAAGUGUAUCUAUUUUAUUGUUUUCCUCGAUGGAGAGCGCAUUCCAUUUCUGCGUCUGCCCAUGAAUGGCCAUGAUAUACCUGCAUGAGCUGCAUCCUCAAGCUUCUACCAAAGGUUGUCAAGAAAAGAAUCCUAGAAGGAUUGGAGAUUGCUCCAAACAUAGCUGCAAUGUUGAUCCUUCAGAGAAAUCGCUUGUUGAAGCCCAUCAAUCGAGGUUUUAAUGACUAUAAAAUUUUCUUUAUUACACUAUUUCACUAUUGUUAAUAUAUACGAACUGUUUAUCUAUUUUGUUUACAAACUGAAACCCAUAAUAUAAUUAUAAAGGCCUAAAAAUAUGAUACUCGAGACUAGUGAGUUGUCGAUGAAAAAAUAAUGAACAAUUUGGAGUGAACAUGUUUGGGACUUUUGGAUGGCUGUAUAUAUAGACGUGUUAUUGUCACUUGUCAGAGUGAUAAUCUACUUGGCUGCAGGGGUUUCAGAAUAAGCCGGCGGCCGGCGGAGUUCGGCCGGCUACUUGAACUUUUACCGCCGGCUACUUUCCGUCUGGUCACAGGAAAAAAUUUAUAUACAAAAGUAUACAAGCUAACCAACACGAUGUUUGUUAUGUUCCAAUUGGAAUUCAAGUUGGCCUCGAAUUUCGCCGAAAUCGAUUGACGGCAAUGGCGUUAAAAAUUGCCGCAGAACGUAACAGCUGUCUACGGCAAUUUUGUCAGUUUCCACGGCAUUUUUUUUUUUCAAAUUGCUGUAAUAAAAAUUUAAUUUUAUUGUUACAGACUUUGGAUUGCUGACAAGCUAGAAACAUGUUUACGUAUUUCUUUAGUGGGUUUUUUUCGAAGAAAACUGAGACUAAAAUAGUAAUUUACGGAUGAUUUGAUCAACAUCUGAAUUCAAGUAUCAAAAUAGUAAUGCACAGUGAACAUGAGUUUAAAAAUCAUACUAUACGGCAAAAAAUUGCCGUCAUUGCCGCAAUAAUCCACAGCAUUUUGUUCUCCCUCUACAGCAAUUGCCGCGAUAAAAUUCAAGCCCUGAAUUCAAGCAAAACAUCACUUAUUUUGGAAGAUCAGUAAGAUAAAUUAUAAUACAUAGUACCAAACAUAGCAAAAGAAAGAAGAAGUGGUGAAGUGAAGUUCAUUACGUACAUAAAUAUAACAUCAUUUGAUUAAUGAUUUUGACUAAAAUAAUUACUAUUAUACUGUAGUGUACAUUGUCAUUCUGUUCAUACAGCCUUAAAAAUUAAACUACAAGUAGCGCAUUAAAGUACAUUGUCACUUACAAGUAUAAGGGGCGGACCAUUUGAUUUUUUUUUGGGGGGGGGGUUGGAAGAUUUCGAAAAAAAAUUCCUGCAAUCCAAGGAGAAAGAAAAAAAAACAUGCAGCAUACAAUCGAAGAAAAAAAUAUCAUGCAAAAGAAAGCGCUCAAAAAAAAUUCCUACAUGUAAAUCUACUGACGUUCUUCACUUCAGUAUUGUGUCCACAGGCUUGCAAGAUUUUGCAUUUUUGAGCAGGCACGUUUGCUUAAAAGAGCACUGGGUGAACAGUGGACAACAUCACAGGGAUUCUGGCGCCUUUGGAGUCUAUAACAUACCUUAUUUUUCACCCUGCUCGGUUUCCUUUGUUCUUGUCGGGGAAUAUAUUCAAUAUUCUCCUCUAAUCAAUUUCCGUUUAAUAAUCCCCUCUAAUAUUCACCUGCAAUUAAUAAUCCCCUCUAAUAUUCACCUGCAAUGUCUUUGCAGCACAAAAAUUGAUGAGAAAAAAACAACAUCGCGAAGGCAAAAUGGCAUUGAGAAUUAUUUCUUUUCUGACUCAUUAACGCGACCUCGCAGUGUGAAAAAUAAGUACGUUAUUUUGAGGCACCUCGGGGAUAUGUGUUUAUUCACCUCGGCGCUGCGCGCCUCGGUGAAUAAAUCACAUAUCCCCUCGUUGCCUCAAAAUAACCUAUACAUAGCCAGUGGCGUUCCCUGGCAAAAUUGUUGCCCCCCUUGAGAAAAUCUGGGCUUAAGAUAUGUAUAAGUUAUUUAUACAUAUCUAAUAUGCAUGGUAGAAAAAGUAUUUUUGGAUGGUUGAAUCUGUGUGCGUUUUUUGAUAACAUAGCUCCAAACUAUUAAAGCUUCAAAGGCCCAUCUACAGGAUGCAAGUUGAACGUACUGUAUAUACGAUGAUUUUAAUGCGAAAAUGCCAGUUUAGAUAGUCUAGAUUUUAAAAAAUUCUGAAGAGGAUGCAACCCGAUCCCCAACAAGCUAUUUGUAUGAACGAUUGAACAGCUACAGAGCUAUAUUUGGUGGAACAUUGUUGCUUCGGAGGGCAGUUAAAAAUCGCAUUAUUGAAAUCUUGUUUUAUUACAUAUUAAUCAAAGCUCAUUUUGUGAUUAGUCCCUUGUUUAAAAUAAAGGACAAUGCGUGUUCCUUAGGCUUAGUACAGCAAAGUUGUUGGACGAAUCCAUGGCUGAAAACGCAGGAAAUAGCAUUUCCGAGGUUCAAAUUUUAAAAUUUUCUCGGGGCAGCAUGCCCCCAAGCCCCCAAGGUUACAGGUCAUUCAUAUACUGUACCUCCCCCAAUUUCGAGUACUCUACUCUAUCCCUGCAUGCUUUAGGUUUUGGUGCAGUUAUACAUUUUUUGUAAGUAAACCUGCACGCUUUAGUGUAGGGAACAUUAAGACAUAACCAAAUAUAAAAUAAAGCACUGCAGUAAAAAUUCCUUUGCCCCUCUUGGGAUUCAGGCUCGGCCUCCUCUGACUGAAAACCCUGGCUAACGUCUCUGACGAUAGCUAUAUGAAAGCCUUAAGUUACUGUAAGCAGUUAUUAUGAAGGACAAAAAAAUAUCCUGCUGCGAAAUAUAUUGGGAAAAAAAUAUCUUGUGCUGCACUUUUACUGGAAAAAAAUAUCUGUCUUAUUCCCCUGGGUGGAAAAACAAUUCUUGCACAGACUGAAUCUUCCAACCCCCCCCUCAAAAAAUCAAAUGGUCCACUCCUAAAUGCAAAUGACAUCUAAAUCUAACAUGUUAAUAGUUGUACUUUGUCUUUUUACGUAUUCUAUAUUAUUUGAUUGUUAAUUUGCGGCGAAAAUUUUUUAAAUUUCCAUGCGAGGGCACACUCCCCUCCCCGCGCGAUAUUUUAACUAUCAGUCACAGCCGGCUACUUUUUUGGUACAACCGCCUACUUCAAAUCAUUCUGAAACCCCUGGGCUGUGGCAGUGCUUUACUGUCUUUGACUGUCUGCUCAUGGACAACUUGUGCUCACUUAAAACUUAAUAGAAACACAUCAAAAAGUUUCUCUGAUCAAAGUUAAAGUAGAUUUUAAUUUGAUCAAAGCACAUAACAGUUUAAAUGCCUUUUAGUUGCUCUGAAGACUGAAGUUACAGUACUUGACCUAAUGGGGUGUUUAUAUGGAGGCAAGCCAGCUCGGGUGCCUGAGCUAGCUCGCUUGGCCGAGAUCUAAUGUUGCUAGAUAAUUUAUACUAAUAUUCGUAUUGUGUGUAUAUGAGAACCAGGCUUGCUUGCCUAAGCAAGAUCUUGUUUAAUUUGUGAAGCCCGACAGAGCCCCAGAUCUCGCCUAGGUUGGCUGGUUUGCCUAAGCCGCUCAAUACGAAUAUAUUGUACUAAUUGUAGUAAAUAAGACUUUCUCAACAGAUUUUUGAUCUAUAAUUUUAUAAAUUAAUACCUCUGUGAACAGUUGUGAUGGUCAUAACCAUGACAGUUUCUCGCGAUGAUUUGUUUUGGUGCCAGCCUGCUACAUGAUGAAAUUAGCUAGGCAAAGCCACCUAGCUCAGGUAACUGGGCUGGCUUGCUUCCAUAUAAACACCCCUAAGACAUUUAGUUUAUAAAAGAUUUUGAUCACAAAUACUUAUAUGAUGUAAACAAACUCAACUAAAAAGUAUAUUUUCCACCCUAAUUGUAAGUAAAAGCUUGCAUAUAAGAACCUGUAUAAGGGCCUGUCAGGCUAAUUUUUCAGUAUUUAGACACUCAAUCUGUUUAGGCUAGUAUUUCAGGUUCUUAUUUUAUCACAUGGAGACCAGUCAGAUCUAAAAAUGUAUAAAAAUCAAAGAGAAUAAACUCUUCACAAAGUAAUGAAAAUGAUCCAGAACCCUGAAAAUGUCAUUGAGAUAAAUAAAGUGUAGCUUUACAGUGCAUACAGCUUUGUAUAAGUGCAUAUAUACUGGCAUUUUUAGAUGAUCAUGACUGAUAUAGUUACUAUACAUGUCUUGUCCAAAAGUGGGGUCUGGGGGUUUGAAAUCAGAGCUUUCUUUCUCCUAGAUGGAUUGCCAGCCAAGGCUUAUGAGCUCCAUCUACACAAAGGAAUCUGAUUUUAAGGUGCCAGACACUUGUCAGUUCAUAUUGUACUAUAAUUGCCUGAUUUUGUGUCACAAAGAGUGGCACCAUCCCAUUAUCUAUGUUGCCAGAACAGGCUGCCGUGCAUGGUCUGUUUUGGGACAAAAUUAGACAACACAGUAAAACCCUGCGAAUAAGAACCUAGAUUUCUUUCCAAGUUAGCCUAAACAGGUUCUUAUGUACAGGGUUUGAAAUAUAUUUUAGUAUCCCGAUAUCCACAGGAUACCAAAAAUUUGGUUUUGGAUACCAAAUUAUGAAUAAUACUAUCCUGACUGGAUACUAAAAAAUUUUCUUUGAUGGGCUCCUGAAAGUUUUUGAAUAUUAUCAGUUUACCACCAGUCUUUCCUCACUGAGGACUAGCAUAUAGAAGUUUGUUGAAGAAUUAUGUGGAUUAAUUGUUUAUUUGUUGUUGACUGUGGAGUCUCCUCAGUUGUUAUUGUAAUUUGUAACAGUGAGUGUUAUGGAAACUUAUUUGGAUGGGAUAGGAUAUACUAAACUUUGAAUCCUGGUAUCCCCUUUGGAUACUGAGAAAAAAUAUAAAUUUCAGACCCUGAUGUAAAUGGUGCUUAUCUUAUUGUUCAUGUUACAAACUGUAAUUAUAUUUAGUAGCUAUAUUCAGUAUUCUCAGGGGGCAUAUAAAGGCUAUAAAUAAAGCCCUGGAGUCAUGUUUGUGCUUUUAACCCCUUGGAGUUCUCCUUUAAUGUCUGUAUAUAUAUAUAUAUAUUACCAUAUAACCCAAUAAAUCUGUUAAAAAAAAGAAAGAUUCGUUGAUGUAAAUCAAAAUUUCAUUAGUGUUUCCUGGGCAUUCUGAUGAGCUCUGAUAUAGAGCGAAACAAGCAUAUAUUUACAAUUGUCCUCCGUCUUGAAGAGACAUGAUGAAGUAACCUGAUCACCAGAAUUGUUGAAGCUAAUAUUAGAUCAUUCAGUGUCACAAGAAUAUCAUCAUUUAGUGUCAAUAUGAGAGUAAUAUCAAUGAAUUGAUACUUCCAGUUCAUAAUUUCAAAACAUACAUUUUUAUAACACAAAAAAGUUUAAUAUAAUCUUAGCGUCUCGUACUCUCGUAAUCUUAGCGUCUCGUACUACUCUUCUGUUGUUUAUAUUAAAACAGCAUCCAAAAUUAUCUCCAUAGCGCGCACGAGCUUGAACAAAAGCUGUUUAUCCAGCUUUUGCACGGUCAAAAAUUUCGCCCUUGGCUUUGCCACGAAGACAGGAACUGCAGCCACAUUUCUCAAAUUAUCACACUUGUUUCGAAUUUCGUCAAGCGAAAAGCUUUCCCCAAGUGCUUCUGUCAUAAUGACAACAACAACUCUGGCAACAUGUUUCGAGGGAUUGUUACCACAUGAACUAUUUUCGUGAUUAGACACAAACUCCAAAGGUAAACACUAAACACAAAUUAUUCGAACUCACACCUUCGGGAUUUCGGUUCGCCGCCCCAGCUGUUGUAUAUAGCAAGUCACACAAGGUUCAAAGCGGCCUGUUUAUUCACAAUGUUUACAGUUAAUUAAAGAGUUACAGUAUAAGAUUGUGUUAUUGUGUACAAACAUUUCCAGUGUAGAAAUGUACAAUAAAUGCAGCGAAGUAUUGUAAAACAUUGCACUCCUCGGUCACAAAUUAUGUGGAAUGUUACUUUGAACUCGUCAUAUACUUCAUCUUAUAUAAUUAAUGUGGAUCAAAACAAAAAACGUAAACAAAGUCCAGCGCAUGCGCAGAUGCGACUGUAACCUACCUUUAAUGAUAUUAACAAUAACAGGAUUAUGUUUUUAUUCAUUUUGAAUUCACUUUAAAUCUAUUAUUUUGUUAUAUAUUGAAUGUUGUUUAUUUUAAUAGGAAUGUUGUGUAGUUGUUAUAGUAUGUAAUGAGUGAAAACAUGGCUAUAAGUGUUUCCUGGCCCAUCCAUUUGCACCAAAACAACUUGAUGGCCCACCCAAACUGAUGAAAAUAAUUUCAUGGCCCAUCCUUAUUUCCUCCGGCCCACCCUAGCAGUUACUUUAUGACCGGUCCCUAAGACUCUCAAAGGGAAUGUACCGUCAUAUCUACAAGACUUUUUUCAGUUCGUGACACAGGGUACAAUUUAAGAAAUUCUGAGACAAGAUUAAAUUUGCCCAAGCCACGAACAAAUUACUUAAAACGAAGCUUUUGUUAUAGUGGUGCCUACUUGUGGAACAGUCUUCCUCAAGAUAUACGAAAGCUUCAAACAUUUCCACAAUUUAAGAAAGCUGUAGAUAAGUAUUAUAAUAAUUCAAGUGAACUCCCACACGGCAAUCUUGUAAACCAGUAGUAGAUAAUUUUUAGAUUUUUUUAUAAUUGAUGUGUGUAUGUAAUUUAUAACUGUCUUAUUACGCUUAUAAUAGUUAGAUUAUCCAUGUACAGAAGAUUUUACCGUGUUUAAAUAAAUUUGUAUUGAUUGAUUGAUUGAUUGAUUGAUUGAUUGAUUGAAGAAGAAGAAGAAGAAGAAGAAGAAGGGGAAGGGGAGGGGGAAGGGGAAGGGGAAGGGGAAGGGGAAGAUUAGCAGCGAUUGGGGACCAGUUCCUGGUCCAAAAAUCCUGAUCACCUCAUGAGUCGUACUAUAAAUAGUCGUAAUGUCGAUCCCCGCAGUGAAAUCUACAACAUUCCCUAUAUCACUAUUAUUAAUCCCGAUAAAGCUUUUGUCUUCUAAUAGCACAGAACCCCAAAAUCCAUUGUGAAUUCAGCUCGAAUUGUAUUUUUUACAUCGUAAUUUUAAAGCUAAAACAAACACCCCUGUUCGAACCAGCAUGCGGGCAUUACGGGAGCGCCAUAGCCGUUCCCCCGCCUGUGUUUUACAGCGCUAGCGCCAUGGUCUUAACGGUAUGUACUUGUCCAAAAGUAGCGAACAUUGAGUCUAAAAUUGGUUUGACGUUUUUAAACGAGGAUGAUUUACAAUAUCCCACGACUGGGUACCGACUGUAGAGAUCACAAGCGGACCAAUAUAUAUCUUCCAUCUUUUAUAAACGGACAUUUAAAAUCGACUGAUAUCGUGUGCUUGACAUUCGGUGGCAAUAGCGUUGAACGUAAUGUCCAUACCGCUGCCUUGGUGAAACAUCUCAAUUACAAUUGCAACCCUCUGGUGGUUUUCUUGCUACAGUUUCAACAUCUGAUUGUCAUUCUGCUUGUCAUUAUUUGUUAUUAUUCUAUAAACUAGCCAAUAGACAAUUCCCAUUAUAGACUAAUUUUUUAUCUUGCAAAAAAAGUAUAUCCCCGGAAAGAGCGUACUAAAAUUAGUAAAAUUGCAAUGUUUGGUUUCGAAAUGUUGUAAAAUGCGGAAAAUAUAGCCUUGCAAAUUUCGCAAAUUUUGUAUUCAAUUAGUUUUGUAUUGCAAGCGGAAAUUGCUACCACAUUUGGUCCGAAAAUAGUAGCAAUUUCCGCACGCAAUACAAAAGCAUACAAAAUUUGCAAACUUGGCAAGGCUACAUUUUUUGUAUUUUACAACAUUUCGCAACCAAACUUUGCAAUUUUACUCAUUUUAGUGUACGCUGUGGUGAUUUAUUUGCCUAGUUUUAAAAUUAGUCUAUAAUGGGAAUUGUCUAUUAUACUUAAUAUUUCUAAUAGCUCCAUGCUAUAUGGUGCUAGAAGAAAUAAAGUUGAAACACUCAACAAAUGUAAUUAUUAGCCCUGCAUGGGCACCGGCGACUUACGUUUUCGGUUUUACAUCGUUGGCCACAAAUCGGAAUAAUUCAUGUAAUAUCGGAUCAAAAUUCAAGAUGGCGGAUCCUUUUUACACCAAUUUCGUAGAUCUCUUAAUGUAAGGGUGUUUUUGCCUCUAACAAGCAACCCAACAAUCUGCGAGAAAAACAAUCGUUUGUACAACUACAAAAACCAAGCCGAAACUAAAUGCAGAACUGAAGAAUAUUAGGCUUGGCACUUUCAUUUUCUAUGAAUUUCUUAGAUUCUGGAAAAAAUUGCUUACUAUCAGUUAAAUUUCCUUAAUCUCUCACCAAAAUCGUUUUUGUUUGUUUUGAGUGAUUUUAAAAGGUACAUUUACUGAGCUUUUUGGGCAUUAGUUAAUUUAAAAAUUUGCCAAUAAUCAAUGCAUUAUAUAAUGAUAUUAAUAUUCCCUAACAGUUUAAUUUCCUUAAAGAAAGUUUGCAUUGUUAUGGACUCACACUCAUUCUUUUUCAAGCCUUUUUUAAUCCGUAGCAAGCCCGACGAUUUAGUCCCGCUAUGCAAAUCGGACUAAGUGCGGGACUAAAUUGUCGGGAUGGCUACGCCUGCACUGCUUCCAUAAGGUAUGAAGACAUAAACCAAAGAAAGGCAACAACUUUUGAUCUGAAACAUGAUCAAACGUUUUCAGAUCACUGCUUAUGAAGUAGACUAUAUAUACGUUUAAAUAAUGGCUUGUUUUUUAUACAUCUAGCCCCAGGUUCUUCAUCAGAAGCUGGUCAACUGAAUAUAGAAGAAGGCGAUCGUGCUGCUUGGGGAAAUAAAGCUGAGUUUCUUUUGGCCUCCAUUGGACUGGCUGUUGGCUUGGGAAAUGUGUGGAGAUUUCCAUACUUAUGUCAGAAAAAUGGAGGAGGUAAGUUCAUUUGAUUGGCAGAAUUUGCUUAUGUAAAGGUAUAUUGUAAGGUCUUCCCUUAGCCCUUUGCUAAACAAUAACCUAUGCAGUGGCCAUUACGCUUGGGGGGGGGGGGCGUUUUUCUAAAAUCCUGGCGAGCGGGGGAGGGGGAGGAGAGGUUAGAUGAUUUUUAGAACCAUGUAGUGACAACGUUCGUCUUAAAAAUUUGGCGCGUGCGAACAGGGCGUUCGUAAUUUUAACGAACGCUUUAGACGAUUGUAUCAUUUUACCGUCGAUUUUCAAAAUUUACCAACGAUUUUCAAAAAACUGGGGGUGUCACCCCCCAACAACCCUCUCCUCGCUCGGUACGCCCCUGAACGGGCUGAACCUAUGUUUUGAUAUAUAAUAAUCUUGAUUUAGAAAAUAAGCUAUCCUUAUUAUAACAUAAAUGAUUAAUAUUCGUUCAUAUCAUUUUCGUUGAAUUGUGUAUGUUAACUAAUAGUUAACACCGAAGCACAUAAAUGUAUGAACGUAAAGCGUCGUUACUGCCGGAACGAAACAAUAGUCAAAACUAUACAGUUUCAAACUAUUGGCUGAUAUGCACUCAAUCCGUUCUCAACCGUAGAGUAGCGAACUCUUAUUGUGUAAACGUUUGGCAUAAUUUAUUCGCACGAAAGUUGGCCGUGUGUUGCUGAUUUACACGAUUGCAGGAUUGCUUGUAACUCGGGACGUGUCACUCAUUCCCUGAAUAGCACACACGAUGCAUGCCAUCCUUUACCUAGUGAACUAAAACUCGGAAUAUCCGCAGAAUGUUUUCUGAUAUUACUUAAUUUACUUUAGAAGUCGGCCUGGCUUAUUUGUAUACGAACAUUCAUUUUCAAUGGAAUAUGAUGACUUGACAGUCUCGUGCCAUGUACUGUUCUGUACUGUAGAAUAUAUAUGCACGAAUUUGCAUGAAAUCUGAUAAUUUCAUAGACUGCAUGGCCAGAUUAUAAAAUUUCUCGGGGAAACACAUCACCCCAGCCUUGAAUUUUUCUAGCCCCCUUUCCCCAUCUAUAAUAUAACAGUCAAGUUUUAUUUAUUCGAUAUUUUUUCUUCAGGAGCCUUCCUGAUCCCAUACGUCAUCUUCAUGUUCAUCGAAGGCGUGCCUUUGAUGUUGCUGGAGUUCGCGAUAGGACAGAAAAUGAGAUCUACAGCAGUGAAUUUGUGGAAAGGCAUCCAUCCAGCUUUGUUUGGUGUCGGUAUUUGCUGCAUUUCUGUUUCAUUGUUCCUGUCCGUUUAUUACGUAGUGGUAAUCGCAUGGUGUAUUUUCUACCUCUUUUCCUCCAUGCAAUCUGAAUUACCUUGGCAAGGGAAAGAGCUCUGUACAAAAUAUGACGCCUAUAACGCAUUAAAAAGCCAAGCAGAUGCAUUAUCCAGCAAUGUUUCUCAUUAUCAAGCCAUGACAGAUAAAAAUGCCUCUAUAUGGAAUGUUUUAAAUACAACUAAGUCUAAGUUAAACCAGACGCAGUUUGAGAUAAACAAUUUUGCAGAUUGCUGUGUGAUUGACCCACAGCAGUGGUAUUUCUAUACUAAGGCAUUGGAAGUCUCAACAGACAUAGAGGAUUACAGUAACGGAUUGAAUUGGAAAUUGGUGGGAUGUUUUAUAUUGGCCUGGAUCAUUGUCUAUAUAUGUGUUAUUAAAGGGAUCAAGUCUACUGGAAAGGUUAGUCAAUCGGCCGGAUUUUUCCUGUUGUGAUAUUCUCAGUGCUCAUGCAGGCGUAAUAUAUGCUAAUAACGCGCUACUGGCUAUUCGCUACAUUUGUGGUGAUUUUACAGCGCACAUGACACGAAAUGUUUAUAUGCAUCACAUGAAAGUACGAGUUGCUAGAAUUAAACCGAUCGUUGAAAUUUUUAGGCAAACAAUAAGUUACAACGUGUUCCUUACCUCCAAAAUAAUUUAAUGCGGUACUCACCUUUAUGUUGUGAAAUAUUCAAAAAUUUGUACCUGACUACUACGAAUCGAACUGCUUCCCCGCUUCAGCGACUUUGUACGCCAUGCAUGUUGAUUGAUAUUUCAACCACACUCGCUCGUACAAGCCUAAGACGCAGUAGAAAUAUGAAACAAGCAGAUUUAGUCGUCAAAACUUUAAUCAAAGCGAAAACGAUAAAAGUUUUCUUGCAAUUCUCCUUGGCAAUUCUCAUGUGUUUAACACCUUCCCGUGUUCGAAAAGUAUAUGCACCAUGUUGAAAAAUUCUGUUGUCAAACUAAACUACCAUGAUAUGCUUAACAAUUCCGCAAUUGGCCCAUUAGUAGGCCUACGUCUUCUCACUUAAUCACAAGUUCUACACAUAUACGUACCUUGAUUAGUAUAUAUGGCUUGUUGAGUUAACAUGUAACGGUUAUUGAAAUCAAACUUCUCUCCCUAAUGUCAAUGAAACCUUCCAUUAUUUCAGUACUGGUAUGAGACUGACGUUUAUUUGGCAAUUGGUACAUUCAUCUUCCACUCUGGGGGAAAAUCUUAUAAUAGUCAUUGUAAAACUCAUUACUCAUUAGCCAGAUUUACAUGCACUACGACGAUUUACAUGCACCGCUUCAAACAGUUAGCCGGGUUGGGGACGGUUGGACCCUGGAUAAUUUUAACCCGGGUUCGUUUCCUUUAAGUGCAAACAUUGGAAACCCCAGUUUGACUCGAGUUAGUUUGGAUCUUUUAUACUCUGGAACAUGAUUUAAACUAACCUAGAUUAGGCAUAUUAACACUGAGAAACAAACACGAGUUAAAUUUAAGAGAAUUUCACUAUCCCUUUAUCUGGAAGGUAGGACGUAUGUUUGGUAUAUUUGUGGAUGUGCACGAUAUGGUUUUGCAGGCUUUCCGAGUCAAAUUAAGAGAUUUGCUCAAUAAGGUCAAAAAAUUAAUUUAAGGCCUUUCAUAUUGUUCAUUUCAUAACAUUUCUAUUAUAUUUGUUCGUUUUAGGCCGUGUACUUCACAGCAACAUUUCCAUAUAUUAUUCUUCUUAUCUUAUUCUUUCGUGGUGUAACUUUGGAAGGUGCUGGAAAUGGAUUGAAAACGUUCUUUACACCAGAGGUAUAA
Paramuricea clavata is the source of this 12657-nucleotide messenger RNA. NCBI's taxonomy places the organism in Eukaryota, Metazoa, Cnidaria, Anthozoa, Malacalcyonacea, Plexauridae. The record is from the annotation of a GenBank genome assembly.